AUGCACUCACGCUGGAACAACGUAGGUACGGUAACAGUGAGGAUUCCACCGAACAUUCGCGGCCAACGUGCAGCUCAUGGCGGUCGGCCGCAUAUAGACAGGCUGUCGACAUCACCGGCCAUAACAUCGCAGCUUACCCGCAGAGUCGCUGAAAUAAGCGACACUAUGGAGGUCCGGAUAUCGCCUCGCGAAUUUUGCCGGGCUCGCAGCUAUCCCAGCGAAAAUGAGCUUUCGUCUGGUCAGCACGGCUGGAGCACCUCGGAAUGUUCGUCUUCCACAUGUGACACCAGCGGAUCGCAGAGUCGCGCCAACAAUUUCAGGUUUUGUGGCGCCAGAAGCUCACCACUCCAUUCGUUGAAGCGGUCGACGCGGCCGAAGGUACAGCAGCAAAUCGAUACCAAGAAGGCGGGCGUCAUAUGUGCCAAUUGCGAUGCGCUACGGAUGCAACUCACCGAAGCAACAACUCAGUGCUACGACCAGUGGAUAAGCCGCAUCAAAGUGCUCGAGGACAUGCUCCAGGAGAAGCAGAAGAUAAACGACGAGCUGCAGGCGGCGUGGUUAGAACAGCGGCAAUUAGUCGAAGAGGGGCAACACCGCAUCGCAGUGCUCAAUAGAGAAGCAGAAGCUGAUGCCCAGACCGCCUUAAACCUUAAGAGUGAAAACUAUCAGCUCGGUGAAGCCAUAAGACAAAAAGACGAGCUCAUAGAGGAACUCUGUGCUGAGAUCAAACAACUGCAAGAAAAGAACAGGCACAGCGCCAAACUUCAAGAAAUGGAUAUGCAUACCAUUGAUAAGUUGCGUCGCAUGGUGGCAGCCAAGGACAAACACCAGAAAGGCACGUCUUCAGGCGCCAAGCGAAAUCGUAAGGUGAACGUAAGAACGACAAUCGCACGAAAGACACGGAAUCGCCUAAACGGAAGGCAUCGAAUCAAGGGAUUCAGUGUAACUGUCAACCGUUUGAUAUCGUUGCCAGCUGACGACGCAACCUCGUGGAAAACAGAUGUGACAGGCCCUCCUGUCGGCAAUGAAGUGCGGAUUUAA
This is a messenger RNA of Babesia ovata, 1041 nucleotides long. Its product is annotated as centrosomal of 85 kDa isoform X1, putative. Bases 1 to 1041 code for a protein of 346 amino acids. The record is from RefSeq and is a predicted model, not a curated record. NCBI's taxonomy places the organism in Eukaryota, Apicomplexa, Aconoidasida, Piroplasmida, Babesiidae. The transcript has a single exon.